Mobula hypostoma (lesser devil ray) is the source of this 1445-nucleotide messenger RNA. Its product is annotated as zinc-binding protein A33-like. Gene Ontology annotation, molecular function: ubiquitin protein ligase activity; zinc ion binding; protein binding. The transcript has 6 exons. Bases 1 to 1431 code for a protein of 476 amino acids. Gene Ontology annotation, biological process: protein ubiquitination. NCBI's taxonomy places the organism in Eukaryota, Metazoa, Chordata, Chondrichthyes, Myliobatiformes, Myliobatidae. The record is from RefSeq and is a predicted model, not a curated record. Gene Ontology annotation, cellular component: cytoplasm.
AUGGAACAGGGACAACAGAUAUCUUGGCUGGAGGACGAACUUUCCUGUCCUAUCUGUCAGGAUAUCUUCAAGAACCCCGUGUUUCCACCCUGUCAGCACAACUUCUGCGGCGCCUGCCUCAUGGGCUACUGGAAACAGAAGGGAGGCGGCGAGUGCCCCAUCUGCAGGGAGAACUACUCCAGCAGCGACUUGAAAUGGAACCGGACGCUGGCCAACAUCGUCGACUCUUUCCUGAAGGAGGUGAGCAAGGCCCGGGCGCAGAGCGAGUCCGGGCCGGUGUGUGAACAGCACCGGGAGCUGUUGAAGCUCUUCUGCCAGGAGGACGCCGAGGUGCUCUGCGUCGUGUGCCUGCACUCCAAGAAGCACCAGAACCACAAGUGCCUGCCUCUGGAUGAGGCGGCGAAAGAGGGCAAGGAUGUACUGGGGAUAUCAAUUGAAACUCUAAAAGCCAAGAAAGAGAAGUUCCUUGGGAUCAAGAAAGAAUAUGACCUGACUUUAAACCACAUUAAGAGCCAGGCCUCAAGAACGGAACGACAAAUCAGACAGGAAUUCCAGAAACUUCACUCUUUUCUCCACACGGAAGAAGCAAUGCUGCUGGACAGCCUUCGGAAUGAGGUGAAGAACCAGGUUCGAUCAGUGCAGGAGAAGGUGAAGAGAAUCGCUGAGGAGAUUUCCAUGCUGAAGGCUAAUAUCAAAACCAUUGAGUGCCAACUCAGCCAGCGAGACUCUGCCCUCUUCUUGCAGAAUCUUCCAGCAACCAAGAAAAGGGCUCAGUGUGCUCUGGAGGACCCGGAGCCACUCUCCGCGAUGAUCAACGUGGGAUAUUACGUGGGUUCACUGCAGUACCGAGUCUGGAGGAAAAUGCUGACAAUCAUCAAUGCAGUGCCAGUCACACUGGACCCGAAUACAGCCGCUCCCUGGCUCCAGCUCUCCGAGGACCUGACCAUGAUGGGCUACUUCCCGUCCAAGCAGCGGCUGCCGGACAACCCCGAGCGGUUUGACUCCUGCGUCUCGGUACUGGGUUCGGAGGGAUUCACCAUGGGCAGGCACCACUGGGACGUGGACGUGAAGGGACAGAGCGGAUGGUGCCUAGGAGUGGCCAAGGAAUCCGUCCGGAGGAAAGAUGUUCUUCAGGUUGACACGGAGAACGGGUUUUGGGCCAUUGGCAUGAUGGAUGGAGGGGAAUAUUAUGCCUGUACGUCGCCCUGGCGCACUGAGUUGUCUAUUAAGCCCCAGAUCAUCCGUGUCUAUCUGGACAUCAAGGGAGGAAAGGUGUCGUUUUAUAACGCUGAGAACAUGAGCCUUCUCUUCAGCUUUACAGACACCUUUACUGAGAAGCUGUACCCUUACUUCUGUCUGUGCUUGGAACCAGACACCACCAAGCUCGCCACAAUGAAAAUCUGCCCACUCAAGGUGACUUUACCGAAUUAGAGUCCACUGUUUCC